CGAAAAAAAAAAUCUUCAGACUGAUUUGUUAGGCUCCAGCAGACUAGAGGGUGUUACCGGCCCAUAGUAUAUCAAGUUUGAAAAGCAAACACAUGAUCAGAAAUUAGGAGCCUUCAAGUUUUCUUAUUGCACGUGCGAUAUAGGCCUAUUUUUUAAGAUUCCUCUUUAAAACUCAACUCUGAGAUUCCGGUUGCUUUUUGCUCCGCGGCGGGUUCAUCUCAAGCGCUGUGGAUGCGUCUAGAUUCAAUCCGUUUACAAUCUUUUGUGCUCUUAAACAGCGGUCAGGAUCGGUUAAAUGCUGUGUGGGACCUCCAGUUGUUCUCUGGUGCCGGAUAAGAGCGUGUUUUUUUAAAUGAGGAUAUCUUAGUCUUAGUCAAACGUGCACGGAGCAGUACGGGCUCUGAAGAAUGAAGCGAUAAUAUCAAUCAUCUGUGAUACCCUUCAGGACUUUGAAUAACAGCGCCGAUCUACGAUGUAUUCGCCGAUUUGUCUCACACAGGAUGAGUUUCAUCCCUUCAUCGAGGCACUGCUUCCUCAUGUCCGUGCCAUAGCCUACACCUGGUUCAACCUACAGGCGCGAAAGCGCAAGUACUUCAAGAAGCACGAAAAGCGAAUGUCCAAGGAUGAGGAACGGGCCGUGAAAGAUGAGUUGCUCAGCGAGAAGCCUGAAAUCAAACAGAAGUGGGCAUCCCGUCUCCUGGCCAAGCUACGCAAAGACAUCCGGCAGGAGUACCGGGAGGACUUUGUGCUUAGUGUAACAGGCAAGAAGCACCCAUGCUGCGUUCUCUCCAACCCUGAUCAGAAGGGCAAGAUCCGCCGAAUCGACUGCCUGAGGCAGGCUGAUAAAGUGUGGCGGCUGGACCUAGUGAUGGUCAUCCUGUUUAAAGGUAUUCCGCUGGAGAGCACAGAUGGGGAGCGACUAGUCAAGUCUCCGCAUUGCACCAACCCGGCACUUUGCGUCCAGCCCCACCACAUCACUGUCUCGGUGAAAGAGCUGGAUUUGUUUCUGGCAUACUACGUCCAGGACCAAGACUUGCAACAGUCAGGAAGUCCUAGCAACAAUGAGCCUGGCAAGAACCCUCCAGUUUACUUGGAAGACAGCUUUGUUAAAUCAGGGGUCUUUAGUGUUUCGGAGCUGGUUAGAGUAUCCAGAACUCCUAUCACACAGGGUGCAGGAGUGAACUUCCCUAUGGCUGACAUGCCAAGUCAGCCAUAUUAUCAAGACCUGAACUCAGGAGUGAGUUUACACCGGUCCCUCUCAUCCCCCCAUGGCAGCAAGCGGCCUAAGACGAUCCAAGAGGACAGUAUGGAGACUAGUCCCACUGGGCCAGACUUCUACCCGUCCCCUAGUUCACCGGCCAGCAGACCCUGGCAUGAGAGAGACCAAGCAGACAUGUCCUCUCCCACCAUGAAGAAACCAGAGAAGCCGUUAUUCAGCCCCACAUCCCCACAAGACUCUUCACCUCGGCUCAGCACCUUCCCCCAACACCACCACCCAGGACUGACCACUGUUGGCCAUAGCGUCAUUUCCACCAGGAGUCCACCUCCGCUGCAGUUCUCGGCCCCUGCCAUCCUUCCCCCGGCCCCCUCGCCCUACAUCUCUCAUGGCGCCAUCCGCUACCCGCCGCACCUCAACCCACCCGACUCCCUCAAGAACUACAUGCAGCCUUACGACCCGUCCAGCCCACAGAGCAGCCAGCCGAACAGCAGUGGCCAGGUACUGGGGAAAGUGCCCGGUCACUUUACGCCGGUUCUGGCCCCCUCGCCCCACCAUGGUGCUGUCAGACCAGUGUCUCUCUCAAUGGCUGACACCAAGCCAAUUACCACAUCCUCAGAAGGUUAUUCUGCUCCAGGCACUCCCACUGCCAACCGUUUUGUGGGACUGAGCUCCAGAGACCCAGCCUUUCUUCACCAGCAACAGCUGAGGAUUUGUGACUGGCCCGUGAAUCAAAACAUCAGGUCAUAUGGCUCAGAGGAGGCUUUGGGGAUUUCUUGGCAAAGUCCUGGUACCUGGGCGAGCUUAAUUCCAUUCCAAGUGUCGAACGGGACUCCGAUUCUGCCAACAAAUGUCCAGAAUUACAGCAUAAACAUCAUUGGUGAGCCCCUCCUCCAGGCAGAAUCAAGCAAUUAAAGGGGGCCUGAAACUGGACCCAGGAGAUACAGGUCCUCGGACAAACCAGCAAGCAGCACUUAUACAAUCGACAUGAACCUUUGUCCCAGGCUCUCAAGAACAUUGGCAUAGUGCAGUAGAGUGAGUUGGGUCAAAGUGUUCUCUUCUGAUAUGAGCCACUCCACGCCAGUCAGUCAUUGUGUAAGAAAGUCCCUGAACUGAGAUACUGUGAUCUUUACCAUACAAACUUUAGAUGCCUUACUGUAUAUGCAUGACAUUCUCUUGUUAGUGUUUCUCUUGUUCUCAUGUCACGAUUACUAGUUUUACAAAAUGAUUUAGAAGGGGGCAAUCACACAAGGGCUGGCUGAUUGGAUGGUUUGUAAAGCAGGCUGCAAUUGAAAUGAACUAUCUUCAAACAAAGGCUCAUCGUAUUCGUUACAUAACCAUAGGAACAAUUUUCAAUGAACACUGUUUCUAUUUUCAUAUUACCCUCAGAAUUUAAUUUGCCCAUGGUGCAAAAUCUUUUUAAUAUGUAAUCAUGUAAAUCCUGUACUAAUGUUCUUUUAAGGUAAAGGUUGGAUUUUCCUAUCCAGAGUUAAGAACUCUAAAAACUUUGUUUUCCUUCAAGGAAAGAAAAUGCCUGAAUAACUAGGUAAGAAAUACUACCCUUUUUUUAAUUUACUUCGAAAACAAUUUUGAGAAAAAUAAGUCAAUAUCUCACAAGAGGCAAGUGCAAUUUAAAUGAUUUUACUGAAGGGAAGCUAUCACAGUCUGUCUGCCCUAAGACUCUAAAGGAACGGGGAGUAAAUGUUAACUUAACAAAAAAUUUUAAUAAAAAAUAAUUUAA
Carassius carassius (crucian carp) is the source of this 2957-nucleotide messenger RNA. Its product is annotated as nuclear factor 1 B-type-like. The transcript has 12 exons. Gene Ontology annotation, cellular component: nucleus. NCBI's taxonomy places the organism in Eukaryota, Metazoa, Chordata, Actinopteri, Cypriniformes, Cyprinidae. The coding region runs from base 473 to 2131 and encodes 552 amino acids. The record is from RefSeq and is a predicted model, not a curated record. Gene Ontology annotation, molecular function: DNA-binding transcription factor activity, RNA polymerase II-specific; RNA polymerase II cis-regulatory region sequence-specific DNA binding. Gene Ontology annotation, biological process: regulation of transcription by RNA polymerase II.